This is a messenger RNA of Lasiosphaeria miniovina, 536 nucleotides long. RefSeq lists its product as uncharacterized. NCBI's taxonomy places the organism in Eukaryota, Fungi, Ascomycota, Sordariomycetes, Sordariales, Lasiosphaeriaceae. The record is from RefSeq and is a predicted model, not a curated record. The transcript has a single exon. Bases 92 to 367 code for a protein of 91 amino acids.
CCUUUAGGUGAAUUGUGAAGGGGAUCAUCUCUCUCUCCUCGCCUUUAUCUGUGUACGAUUUUUUUUUCCGAUCACGGCGUCAGACAUUGGGAUGUUUGUGUGUUAUAGUUUCCUCUCGACUUUUGUUGGGGCCCGAGCAUGGAACGGCAGGGAAUUACUCAUUCAUAUUAUUUUCUUUCGUGAGGUCAGGUCAGCAUUGGUGGUGGUAGUUGCUAGGCAAGGCACGGCAAUGGAAAGAAAGACCGACCAUACUACCUUUUGCAGUAAACCGCAACUGGCAGUUCGCAAAAGGGAUCCAGCCUUCCAGUCUUUUUAUUUUUAUUUUUACGUGACUUUCCUUGGGUUUUCUUGUCUUGUUUUCUACUAAAAGUCGGGCAAGGUUGUUAUGGGAUUCUUUCUCUCUCCUGUUUUGCCCUAUUUGGGUCUCGGGAGGAGUUUGAGGGACUGUGGUUUGACUCUAAUCAUGGGAAUGGGCGAGGCAGAUUGAUAUUUCGUUUCCCUGGUUCAUCGAUGCUCGGUGCCAGAGGUUGGCUGCC